AUGUUGUGGGCAAUGCUAGAGAGAAAAAAGAUUUUUGAAAAAUUUCCCACUUAUAACAAUGCUGAAAUCUGCAAGAUGUUGGGAGAUAACUGGCAUAGUCUCACUGAAGCCCAAAGGAAGCCCUUUAUACUUGAGGCAAGAAGACAGCGCAUUCAACACAUGUCAGACUAUCCAGAUUAUAAGAGAAAGCAAAAGAAACUUGAGGAAAAUAACCAGUGUUUCCUGCCUCAUCAGGUUUCAGUUGCAACUAUCAUGCCCAUGGUGGGUUCUGCAGGAGAUGGUCAGAGGGCAGUCCCUUUUGCCCCCCAUGAAUGGAUAUCCUAG
This is a messenger RNA of Staurois parvus, 324 nucleotides long. The record is from the annotation of a GenBank genome assembly. NCBI's taxonomy places the organism in Eukaryota, Metazoa, Chordata, Amphibia, Anura, Ranidae.